Cyprinodon tularosa is the source of this 2498-nucleotide messenger RNA. Its product is annotated as flavin-containing monooxygenase 5-like. Gene Ontology annotation, molecular function: NADP binding; flavin adenine dinucleotide binding; N,N-dimethylaniline monooxygenase activity. The transcript is spliced from 10 exons. The coding region runs from base 1 to 1659 and encodes 552 amino acids. The record is from RefSeq and is a predicted model, not a curated record. Lineage: Eukaryota; Metazoa; Chordata; Actinopteri; Cyprinodontiformes; Cyprinodontidae.
AUGGUGCAGAGAGUCGCAGUGAUCGGGGCCGGCCCCUCUGGUCUCACCAGCAUAAAGGCUUGUCUGGAUGAGGGCAUGGAGCCAACCUGCUUUGAAAGCAGCGAUGACAUGGGGGGGCUCUGGAAGUUCAAGGAAGUCUCUGAGCCAAACAGGGCUAGCAUCUAUCGCUCUUUAACCAUCAAUAUCUGGAAGGAGAUGAUGUGCUACAGCGACUUCCCCAUCCCUGCUGAUUAUCCCAACUACAUGCACCACUCUAAAAUCCUGAAGUACUUCAGGAUGUACGCAGAUCACUUUAAACUACUGCAGCACAUCCGCUUCCAGACGUCAGUGAAAAAAGUCACAAAGAGACCAGACUCUCCUCGCACCGGUCAGUGGGAGGUGGUGACGGAGAACAAAGACGGAUUAGAGGAGAGGCAUGUGUUUGAUGCAGUUAUCUGCUGCUCCGGUCAUUUCAACUACCCUAACCUGCCUCUCAAAGACUUCCCAGGAAUUGAGACGUUUGAAGGGAAAUACUCCCACAGCUGGGACUACAAGGGACCUGAGGACAUGCACGGGAAGAGAGUGGUGGUCAUCGGCAUCGGUAACUCAGGAGGGGACAUUGCUGUGGAGAGCAGCAGAGUUGCAGAGCAGGUGUACCUGAGCACUCGCAGUGGUGCCUGGGUCAUCCGCCAGGUUUCUGAUGAUGGCUUACCUGUCGACAGGUUCAACACGCGCUUCGUCCAUGUCUUGUUCAAGGUGCUGCCAAUGUGCUUGCUCAACUGGUUGGGUGAGAAGAAGCUCAAUGCCAUGUACGAUCAUGCAGUGUAUGGCCUCAAACCCAAACACAGGCUCUUCAGCCAGAUUCCAGUGAUCAACGAUGACCUCCCCUUUAGGAUUUUAUCUGGGUCGGUCCUCGUCAAGCCAAACGUGAAAGAGAUCCGUGGGUCCACCGUGGUCUUUAAUGACGGCAGCACUGCGGAAAAUGUGGAUUUGAUUGUGUUCGCCACAGGAUACAACUAUGAUUUCCCCUACCUGCCAAAUGACGUCAUGUACAAGUCGGGGCACCGUGUGGGUCUUUACAAGCAUGUUAUCCCCCCGGUCCUUGAGCAUCCCACCCUGGCUAUCGUCGGCUUUAUCCAUUCUGACGGAGCCAUCAUGCCACAAGCUGAGAUGCAGGCUCGCUUCGUCUCUCGCGUCUUCAAAGGACAUAAGAAGCUUCCGUCCUGUCAGGCCAUGAUCAAGGCUGUGGAGAAGGACACCAAGAAUAUUGAGAAAAACUACGUUGUGUCGAGGCUGACACCCCUGCAGGUGGACUUUGUUGAGUACAUGGACGACUUAGCAAAGGAUAUCGGAGUGCGCCCCAGUCUCCUCUGGCUCUUCUUCACCGACUUCCCGCUGUUCAAGCGGGUUUUCUGGGGACCCGUCACUGCUUACCAGUACCGACUGAUGGGGCCAGGAAAAUGGGACGGGGCCCGCAAGGCCAUCUUCACCCAGUUCGAUCGCUUGUACCAGCCUCUAAGAACCAGACAGCUGGGACCUCGUGAAAGCUCAGCGGCAGGCCGCCUGAUCAAGUGGAGCUUGGCCAUCAUGGCUGGAGGAAGUGCCGUCUACUACAUCCAAGUUCACCAUCCAACCUUCAUCCCCACCGUCAUGUCCAAGCUUCGUCCACAAGCAGUCUAAAUAACUCAGGGUCUGAAACCUCUGGUGCGAACUGUUGUCAGGAAGGUUAACGGGGAGGAGCCUACAUCCGACAGCCAUGCAGCCGUGUAGCUCUCAGAUUUUAUUAUGCAGCUCUUUUUCUUAGAAAUGUAACACUCAGAUCAGCCUGCACUGAAUUAAUGUCUGGUAUUGCAAAAUGUACUGUAAGCAGUUUAACUGAUUAAAAGCAGGAAAAAAGCCACACAACCAGAAAGCUGCCAGAGCCCAACUUCCUGAACAAUGUUAGUGGGAAAAGAGAGAGAAUGAACCAGGAGGUCAGGGUAAACCGGAUAAAGAUAGUGUUCCUGUUUGAAACCUUCAAGCAGGUUACAGUUUAGGCCACUCCAGAUUCUAAUUUUAUCCACUGUAGAUAUUUUAAACGUGGUUGUGAUGUGUCCUUGGGAUGUUUUAAUGAUCAGAACUUCAAAUUCUUUUAAAGAAAAUUAAACAUCUUGUUUUUAGAUUGAAGUAAAGAAUUGGAGGUCUUUCUUUUUUUAUCAAUCCAUCAUUUUUGUUCAAAGAAAGAAAAACCCUCAACAUGAUGCUGCCACCACCGUGCUUACAUUUUUCUAUGGUUAAGAUUCUUACCUCGACUUCUUCCUUUUGUGGUUGUGGUAUAAACAUUACAUGAACUCGUUAAAAACCCUGCAAAGUUCAAAGUAGACUUCUGCUCCUGGUCAUAACUAAAUCACCAUAAAUAUGCUCCCAUUACAAUACGGUGACGGGUUUCUUAUCUCUUUAGUAUUACAUUGGAUUAUGUUGAAUAACUGUUUGUCAUAUCAUGUUUCAAAGGAACAUUAAAGCAACAGGUGCUGCUCAUC